Messenger RNA from Chrysoperla carnea, 1052 nucleotides. RefSeq names its product ell-associated factor Eaf-like. Gene Ontology annotation, molecular function: transcription elongation factor activity. The transcript is spliced from 2 exons. Gene Ontology annotation, cellular component: super elongation complex. Bases 108 to 1052 code for a protein of 314 amino acids. The record is from RefSeq and is a predicted model, not a curated record. Gene Ontology annotation, biological process: positive regulation of DNA-templated transcription; regulation of transcription elongation by RNA polymerase II. Lineage: Eukaryota; Metazoa; Arthropoda; Insecta; Neuroptera; Chrysopidae.
UAUCUGGGUAUUUAAUUUAUUUAUUAAGAACAGAUAAAUAAAUAUUCAAUCAAUUGAUAAAUUUUUAUUAAACGUGACACACUUAACCUAAAUAAUCUGCAUAGAAAAUGGCUGAAAAAUUAGGUUUAGGACCUGAAAUACGUGAACUAAAAUUGGGUGACAGCUUCACAAAACCACGUUCGACUGCCUUUCACACUGUACGAUAUGACUUUAAGCCGGCUAGUGUGGAUGUUAAUAAAUCGGCAACGAUUCAUGUGGGAUCAAAUAAUCAAAUUACGGUAAAUGUACCACAUUUAGAUGGAGCUGGAACUUCGCAAACUGUUUUUAAAGGUUCCCAAAAACCUUAUCAAAAAGAAUGUGUGUUGAUUAUUGAUAAGAGCACGGGGGUGAUUACCUUAGAGAGGCUGGCAAGUAAUAUUCAAGUGAAGAAGACGAGAUCGAACUCAUUACAUAAACCAUUACCAAGUCAAAGUCCGAAUUCUUCCCCAUCGUCAUCAUCGUCAUCGAAAAUAGGUUCAAAAUUAAGUGGAGGAAAUAAAAAUCGAAAAGAGCGUCAAAGUUCAAAGCAUUCACCACGUCAUCCAGCUUCACAUCAUUCACCAACUCGAUCACAAUCACCUGUUCAACGUGAACCCGUUUCGAUACAUCCACUUCGAGAUCCUAAAAGUGCUUCAGCGUCUCCAGUUGAUCCAUCUGCAUUGGCAGCAGGUUUAUCAUUGAUUGGAAUGGAUGAUUUUCCAAUGGUUAGUAAACCUGCUGAACGUAUGGAGAAAACAUCUCCUGAUUCAAAACCGUAUAAGGCUACUCCACCAGCGCCGGAACCAACCACAAACAAAGGAAAACCAAGGGGUGCAAGUGCGAGUGCUUUAAGUGAUAGUUCCAGUUCAAGUUCGAGUAGCAGUGAUGAUUCUGAAUCCGAUAAUGAUGUUAGUACUAAAAAGUUGGUUAACAAUUUUGUUACAAAAUCAUCGAUGCCAGCAAUGACAAAUCCAAUAGAUCGUUUACUCAACGAAGAUUUAUGUCUAUCAGAAAGUGGCAGUGAAUGUGAUUAA